UUCUGUCCUCCACAUUGGACCUAUUGGACCUCAGCGAGCCCGGAGAGAGAAGGAACAGCAAGCAGGACAAGAAUAGCCCCCUGUUGUCACGUGGGGACGGGCCUAAGAACAUGCCUCACCGGAAGAAGACAACGGACGAGACCGAGCUGAUCCAGGUGGAUGUAGAGCAGACUGUCCCCUGUCCCCACACUCCUGAAAGAGUGUCACUUGACUCAGUCAACAUUGCCUCUCCUUUGGAGAAAUGGGAGGAGCUCAAUGUCCACACUGAACGAAACAGCAGCAGAAAGUGGAAAUUGGAGAGACGGGGUUCAUCGAAAAACUCCUCCAGUGAACUUCUGUGGUCCAUAGACUGCAAAACGCAAUCAGAGCCACCCUCCAAGAGCUCUUUGGAAGUAAAUACCAUAGCAGAGGCCGAGCCAGCUCUAGCAUUUCAACUCAACAGACAGUAUAUUAGUGGAAGACAUGGCCGUUUGAGUAAAGAGCGGUUCGGUGGCGGUGCCCUCCUGUCCAGAAACCAGUCCCUGGAGGAAGAGUUUGAGCGAGCCAAGGCAGCUGUGGAGGUAAGAGGAGGGGGAUUGAGUUUGAGCGAGCCAAGGCAGCUGUGGAG
This is a messenger RNA of Oncorhynchus keta (chum salmon), 607 nucleotides long. RefSeq names its product PEX5-related protein-like. The record is from RefSeq and is a predicted model, not a curated record. Lineage: Eukaryota; Metazoa; Chordata; Actinopteri; Salmoniformes; Salmonidae. The transcript is spliced from 5 exons. The annotation marks the transcript as partial.